AUGGCGACCGUCAAUACUAGUAAUAAUUCGAUUACUAGUAAUUCAACUACAUCCAACAACGCUUCUGGCAAUGCAAGCUCCGCGCCGGUAGUAACCGUUGUCGAGCUCAAGCGCUACUCCCUAGUGCCUCCCAAAUGGCAAAAAACCGUGCGAGUAGCCGGCAUGUCGGAGUGUAGGGAGGCCGCGCUGUCCCUGGCUCACGCCUUUGCUGCCGAUGACUACGCACAGUAUCUUGUCAACACAGAGGACCCCGAGGACGAGAAGGCUGUCGUUCCUGGUUCGGGAGGAGGCAGCAGAGGUGUGAUCUCCAGCGGCACCAUCAUGACUCCAGAAGACAAGUGGAAGCUGCACGUGGAUAUCAUGACCUAUGCUGUCGCGAUGCAUUGUCUUAACGGGCUGGUGACGACGAUUGGCCCGGAAUAUGAUAGCUGUGUAACCAAACAUUGCAGGCUACCACCUGGUCGCGAUCUUGAUAGCUGGUGGGUGCUGUUCCGCAGCGGAGCCUGGAGGCUCUACUAUCAGCUUUCGCCCGAGGGCAGGAAGCGCUACUUCGACGAGGUGGUCCCGCUCCUGCACGACACCAAGGCGGCAGUCCUGGGAGAGAGGGAUCACGAUGCCUGGUACUUGGUUUACUUGGGCACGAAGCCGAGCUCCCAGGGAAGGGGGUACGCGGGGAAGCUAUUGAGGGAUGUGAUUCAGCGGGCCGACGCCGAAAAUAGACCCAUGUACCUCGAAUCCAGCUCGCUCGCCAACAACUCCUACUACCAGAAGUUCGGCUUCGAGAUCAAGAGGGACAUCUUCCUGAAGCGCGGACGGAACCCCGUUCGUUUGUCUAUCAUGGUCCGCGAGCCCAAUGCCUCUGGUGGUGGCAUGACUUCCAACACCCGCAAGGAUGUUGUUACUGGUGGCUCGAACGUUGGCGCGCUCUUUGCUGCUGCUGCUGCUGCUCCUUCGACGACGACCACGACCACUAGCAACACCCUUAUGGGAUCUACUAGGGUCAAGUUCCCUACUGUCGGCUCCCACCAUCACCAUGGUCUUGCUCAUGGUCAUUACCAUGUUGGUCUGGGAGUUGGCGGUAAGAAGUUGAUGUAA
Neurospora tetraspora is the source of this 1095-nucleotide messenger RNA. RefSeq lists its product as uncharacterized. Bases 1 to 1095 code for a protein of 364 amino acids. The transcript has 3 exons. The record is from RefSeq and is a predicted model, not a curated record. Lineage: Eukaryota; Fungi; Ascomycota; Sordariomycetes; Sordariales; Sordariaceae. Gene Ontology annotation, molecular function: acyltransferase activity, transferring groups other than amino-acyl groups.